AUGGCAGUAUUCAGGACAGGACCAUUAAGGCAACAAUCGGUUAGAAGACUGGCAGCGGAAUAUAUGCAGCUGAAAAAUGAUCCAGACACAAAGUGGUUUGAAAUAGAUCCAGAGCCAGAAGACUUUAUACCAUUUUCUGACAGUAAUAUUGAAUAUGUAAGAAAGUGGGAAAUAACUAUAACUGGAUUUAAAGAUACAGUCUAUGAGGGAUACUCCCUAAAAGCAGACAUUUACUUCCCGUCUGACUAUCCUUUGUCCCCACCAAGAGUCAUGUUUACUACAAAAAUGUACCACCCUAAUAUAUAUAAUGAUGGAAGGGUAUGCAUUUCUAUUUUGCAUACUGCACAAUCAGACCCGCACUCUGAUGAGCUGGACACAGAGCAGUGGACUCCGGUUCUUUCUGUAAGAACAAUUCUUCUGUCAAUUAUGCUUCUUCUAAAUGAGCCCAAUCCAGAUUCGCCUGCCAAUUUAGAUGCUGCUUUGCAUUUUAGAAGAAAUAGAGCAGACUAUGAGGAGUACGUUAAAACAAAAAUAUUAGGUGUACACUACUGUGAAUAGGUCAUAAAGUGCAGGAGAGAUCUAUUCUUGUAGAAACCGCCGAUUAAAAUAUUUAAUAAAUAAUUAUUAGCGGAAA
Nematocida parisii ERTm1 is the source of this 634-nucleotide messenger RNA. RefSeq names its product ubiquitin-conjugating enzyme E2 g. Bases 1 to 558 code for a protein of 185 amino acids. Lineage: Eukaryota; Fungi; Microsporidia. The transcript has a single exon. The record is from RefSeq and is a predicted model, not a curated record.